Sporothrix brasiliensis 5110 is the source of this 441-nucleotide messenger RNA. RefSeq lists its product as uncharacterized. The record is from RefSeq and is a predicted model, not a curated record. NCBI's taxonomy places the organism in Eukaryota, Fungi, Ascomycota, Sordariomycetes, Ophiostomatales, Ophiostomataceae. The transcript has a single exon. Bases 1 to 441 code for a protein of 146 amino acids.
AUGCCGCCCAUGCAGGCUUCGCGGUGCAACGGCAGCGGCUGCGACUAUGGCAACGGUCUCGUCAGUCCGACGAACCCGCUCACCUACGACGGCCGUCUUCUGUCGCCCCUUUCGACACUGAAGGCGCCCUGGGACGCGGACUGGGUGGACGAGUGUGGCGUCUCUCAGACGGGGGAGGCGGCUCGUGCUGUUCCUGCCGCUGCCCAAACCGUUGGCAGCCCAGAGACAAUGCAAUGGACACAAGACAGUUUCUCCGUCGCCACCUCCGUCGUUUCCUCGCCCACAUCCAGUAUCGAGAUCACCGGCACCGACAAUAUGCAAACGACAAGGUCAACGACUCGCCGUACAUCCCGCUUCCACUCGUACUCGCAUCCGCGCAAGCGUGCCGGUGCUCGGACUGGGUCUGGAUCUGAGUCUGAGUCUGGGUCUGGUUUUGCAUGA